CUACUGUACUUAGCAACAAACAUCUCCCUGAGCGCGACAAGCAGCACAGAAAAGUGCCAAAAAACAACCGACGAUAUUCACUCGAACGAAAACGAAAAAAAAACAAAAAAACAGGACGACCAGCAAAAAGUGACCAAUCAGUCAUUCACAGCCCAAAGUGACGUCAACGGAUACCUCUCAACCCGCCUUUCCAUUCCGAACCCCUCUUCGACCGAGCGAAUACAGCACAACUCUCCAUACCUUGUUAGCCUCAGCUGUGUCUCCGAGGCAGACGCUCGGCAAACCGAAGAAACUGAACCCGGGGGGAGAAAGGAAAGCAAAAACGAAAACAUGGCAGGAGAUGGUGAAGAGCACGAGGGCGCGUCGGUCCAGGAGCGUCUAAUCCACGCGUGUAGGACAAACGAUGUGGGCAUGUUGGAGCAGAUUGUCGAGGAGAUAGGGGACGAAGAAAAGGUAGCCAAGGUGCUGAACGAAACCAAGACGGUCAUGGGGAACCAUCUUUUGCACGAGGCGGCCUUGAAAGGGAACUACGACGCAAUCGACUUCCUCUUCUCCCAAGACGGCCUCGAGUGCGACCCCAUAAACCGCGUCGAGGGCGACACGCCGGUGCACAGCGCGAUCCGGUGGACCAGCCAGCAGACGGACGCCGAGGACCGGCAGCUGGGCGCGGCGCUGGUCGAGAUGAUGCUCAGCGACGGAGCCAGCACCCGCAUCCGCAACAAGCAGCGCAGGACACCGCUGCAGCUCGUCGAGGUCGUCGACAAGGGCAACGAGGCGCUCAAGGAGAUCAUCAGGCGGCAGGAGUACGAGGAGCUGAACCGUGGGGAUUUCGUCGACGCCGAUAGUGUGGCUACUCCAGCGGUUUCGCAGCAACAGGUCAGGGAGGAGAGCAGUGAUGAUGAUGCCGAGUUUAGUGGCAGUGAUGACGAGGAGAGGGCGGAGUGGGAGAGGAGAAGGAAGGCCAAGGGAAAGAAGAUUUGAAUGGGCCAUAUCCGUCUGGCUCUAUUGUGUUUCUACGUAUCUGUAACCUGUCAUUUGGGCUUGGCUUGCAUGUGAUAGUGCUGCAAGCAACUAUCUAGACUGGGGAUUUUAUAUCCGACAAGGCUUAGGAAUGGACAGAAGGUCCGUCUGUUGGGUUUGUUUAAGAAGCUGCGGAGCAUGUCACUUGAGUUGUUUAUAAACCUGCAUGCUUUGACUGUCGGGCGAAAUCGGUUAUUACCAAAUGUUACACAAAGUAAAUGUAUU
Messenger RNA from Pyricularia grisea, 1245 nucleotides. RefSeq lists its product as uncharacterized. The transcript has 3 exons. The record is from RefSeq and is a predicted model, not a curated record. The coding region runs from base 331 to 981 and encodes 216 amino acids. Gene Ontology annotation, molecular function: protein binding. Lineage: Eukaryota; Fungi; Ascomycota; Sordariomycetes; Magnaporthales; Pyriculariaceae.